Molecule: messenger RNA, 10515 nt
Organism: Ceutorhynchus assimilis (cabbage seed weevil)
Lineage: Eukaryota; Metazoa; Arthropoda; Insecta; Coleoptera; Curculionidae
Source: the annotation of a GenBank genome assembly
GCCGGCGUAGCAGUAGCCGCGUAGCCCGCGGCCGGCAGAAAGUAGGGAAGCGUCGGUACGAAAAGAGUAGACCAAAGCAAAAAAAUUGGAAAACGAACGAUUUUCGCAGUUUAAACAGAAAAAAGUCACUCAAUCGUGAGUACAAAUACGUGGAGUAAUUAAGGUCAUAAUAUUUAGUGUGUGUGAGUGUGUUGUGUGAAUAAUAAGGAGGCGAUACGAUUGACAAAAGAUAAGAUUCCAAAAUGUCAGAUGAAGCGCUUGAAGCGAAAAUGCAGUCAGUGCAAGAAUACAUUCCAUUUUUGGAGGAUAUGAUGAGCGAAUUAAAGGCGAAGGGGAAUCGGACAGCUCGUCUGGAACAAUUAAAGACUCUGCACCUCAUAAUUACAGAAUCAUCAAGAAAAAUGGAAUUGGAAACCCUCAAUAGAUAUCAAGAAGUACUUAAGAAUAUCUUUCUGAAAGUGAAUCCUCAAUUGCUGACUAAAGUGACAACAGGUUCCACAGAAAGUCCAAAAAACUUAGCUGAUAUAGAAGAUCCCAAAACUCAAACCGACACACACCCUCAGCCACAAAAUACCACUAGUUCAUCAAACAACCCAGUGGUGUCGUCACAAAUAGUAGACCCUAACGGCCAAAUAAUAGACCAGGAAAAUGUGCAGAAAGAAAUGGUUGAAGUCGAAUAUGAGUCGAAAACUGUCCGAGAAGCAGUCUACCAGAUAAAUAAAACCAAUGAUUCUGAAAAUGCAGUGCCAUCAAGAAAGUCAGGAGAAAAUUCAAAGUCAGUAACAAAAAAUCCACCAACAAGCCAUAUGAAAUCUAGUGGCAAAAACUUUAAAAGCAAAUCUACAAAAGAUGGUCCAAACGUACUGAAAGAAUUUGACAUAUUUGGAAAUUUGUUUGCUGGCACUACGAAAGGAAAAAAUAUAACAGAGAAAGGCGAUAGAAGGAGUAGUAUAGGUAGUUUAGAUUCAGAUAAGAAGAAACAUAAACAAGAUGACAGUAGAAACAAGAAAUCAGAUGCAAAGGCUAAAGAUUCAAAUAAACAUGAUAAAAAAAAAAUACACAAGGAAGAUAAUGAAGCAAAUAAAGAUAAACAAUCGACCAGCGAAAUCUCAAAUGCCUUCCAAACACCUUUAGAGACUGAAGUAAAUACUGACACAGAAAAUGAGCGGUCUCCAUCAGAAAUGAUUACUUUGAAAACUCAAAGUACACCCGCAAUCCAAAGCGGCUCUUCACAAAUUAUUGAUUUGAUCAACUCGCAAAGUGAGAACAAACUAGUCGAUAAAUUCUUAGCAAAUGAAAAUCCAAAACCCGAAGAGUUGCCAAUAGAAUUGCCUAAUGUCGAUAGCGCCGUUUCUGAUUGCAUUCAAGAUCCGCUUGAUAGCAACAAAAAUUUAGAUUCAACCCCAAAACAACAAAAAGUAACUGCCUUGAUUCCUUCCUUGAGUGAAAUUUCCCUAGGGACUAACCAAAAUACGGAAACGAUUCAGGUCAGAUCAGAACUAACUUCAGAAUCACAAAUACUGUCUCAACAUAAUUUGAGAACACAGCCAACUGUUUUUCACACACCUCCUUCACCAAUUCUACCCUCGAGCUAUUUGACACCUCCUCCAAUACCAAGAAUCAUCUCACCAAAUCCUGAAUUACUAGGAAGAUCGUUUAUGCAGCAAACUUCUGGAAUUUUGACACAUCCAUUGGCUAAUUUUUCUCAUGUCAAUAUGAAUCUAGGUACCCCUAGAUCUGAUUUUACUACUCCAAGAGCCGAUUUUGCUAUACCCAGGCCUGAUUACGGUUCUGUCAUGACUCCCAGACCUGACUUUGAUACACCACCUGCAAACAAUAAUGGCGCAUCUCAGUGUAAUGGGAAAAAUCAAUUUGAUAGUUUUGCAUUCGAAAAUCGAAUGCACAGUUUGAAUCAAAGAAGUGACAAUAAUAAUUAUAUGGUAUCUGGACAUUUUAUGCAACAAUUAGGCAAUAUGAAUCCCUAUGAUUUAGCUCAAACGGCUCUUAUUCAGCAACAAGCUCUGAGCGUAAAUAAUAGUUAUACCUCUUACCAAGCCUCUCAAGGCUUUUAUCCGCAAAGAAAUCAAAUGCAAAUAAAUACAAAUUAUAAACGACCUAAUAAUUAUUUCUGUGAAGAAUAUCCUUUGUACCAAGAGCGAUAUCAAUGGCCAGGAAGGAGUAGUGAAAAAGAAAGACGUCCGCAAAGGCCGCAAGGCCCUACAAUUUAUAGGGAAUAUAGGGAAAUAAGGUAUGAAAGGGCUCAAGAGCAAAAUUCAAUAAAAGAUCCACGUUUAAAACCAAGAGAAACAAAAGACGAAGAUGAAACAGAAACGGAUAUUAGAGAUUCAAGAUUAUCUAGAGGCAGGGAGCGAUUCAGAUCCAGAGAUAGAUCAUCCAGUGAAGAAAAGGUAAAAUCCAGAGACCCUAGAGUAAACGCAAAAAUCAAAGAUAAUAGGUUGGACUCAAAGUAUGAACAAAAAAAGAAAGAUGACGAUGAGGUAUUUGGUUCCUCUUUAAACAGUCUUUACGAUGAUGAAGAAGGCAGGAACGGUCCCGGUUAUGGUUUACAAAACUUUCAAAUUCCAAAUAAAUCUAGAAAAGCUGACAUAAUAAAUGAUCAAAAAAAUACAGAAGAAACGCGAACUAGUUGUGAAACAAGAACCAGCAUGAAUAGCAGUACUGGUACUACGGAAAGAAGCAGUAGCGCUAGCGAUACACAUAAUGACGGCAGCGAUAAACAGUCGAACAGUAGCCAAAAACUAUCAAGAAAUAGCGGUGGUUGCAAAAAAAGAAUAUCGAGCAAAUCGGAUAAAAGCGAAACAAAUGACAAUCUAGAUAUCCUAGAUGAAGCAGAUUUUAGUCACGUUUCAACUAUGGAUAUAACAGUAGAAUAUGAUGACAAAGACGCUAAUGUUAAGGAUUCAACAAAUGAAUUAAAUGAAAGUCGAACAGUUUCCUAUAAUAACAAAUCUGAAGAAAAUAAUAAUAUCAGUGAAAGUAAGUUAGUGCAAGAAUGCAUUAAAAUUGCUGCGAAAAAACAAGAAAUUGUUAAAUGUUCUUCCUCCAAAGAUAUUUCAGAACUGCAUUCAUCACAAGCAACCCUUUCUGGUGAGAGAAUUGAGGAAAAUAAUUCUGCAACUUCUACAGAAAUUUCACUAGCCAAACCUAUUAGCAGUGAUACACCAAAUACCCAAGAUGAAAGCUUCAGAAUGUGUUCACUUUCAGAAUCAUUCCUAGGUACAUUGAAUUCUCAACAGAUACAGAGAGUUGGAAGUGUGUUAAGUAAGGAACAAUCUAACAAAGAAAACAUUUCUGGACCCAAUAAAGCAAAAAAAGGACAGCAAAUAAUUUCCAGUAUUGUAACAGAACGUGAUAAUGAUGUAGAAAAUAAAGACUUACCAAUAAGUAUUAGAAAUACUGAUGAGACACAAGUAAAUGAAGUUACUGAAUCUCUGGAGCAUUUGGAAAAAGAACAAUGCAAUGAAGGACAUUUAGAUUCAGAACCUAUAGUAGUGAGUAUUGGUGGAAGAAUUAAAAAUCGCAGACGUGCCUCUCAGGUAGCAGCAGCUCGAAAAAGGAAAUCUGAAUUAGACCUUCUUAAUGCUGAUAUUCAAAACAUGUUUAUCAACGAGGGUGUUCUUAAAGCUACUGGUAAGAGAAGGUGUGCGCAAAAGGACGAUCCCAUUGUACUUUUGAACCCUGAGCAACAAUCCAUUCUUGACGAAUCAGAAAGAAUAAAAACGCGUGGACCUAAAAGAAAAGUGGCGUGCAACAGCUCAGAAAUGACAACUCUGAAGCAAAUAAAAAUAAUCAUGAAAAAGAUUCCGGAUGAUGUCGUGUCAGUGCGAUUAGCUUCUGUGCCAUCUGAAACACCUUCUCUAAGCAACUCAGAUUUGAACGAUAUUCCUGUUGUACCUGAUAUAGAUUAUUACUAUGAUUAUACAACAAAGAGUAAGCUAAAUUGCAAAUUAUGUCAAUAUAGUGGACAUCGGAUGACUGUGCAUUAUCUGAGAGAGCAUCCGGGAUCGGAAGUUUUAACUUCAAGACUAUCUCCUCAUGCUGCAGCUGAAGCCAUUGAAGAUUAUGCUUUGAACAAAGAAACUUUCAAAAAUGUAGCAUACAAAGAAUUAAGUAAUAGAAAGUUUCAAUAUUCUUGCCGAUUCUGUGGGUAUGUAGGUUUUUUUUCACCACAAUACUUUUACGAUCAUGUUACUAUGCACACUGGGGAGUACCGACAUAGAUGUGAAUUUUGUGAAUGUAUUACUGCAAAUUUUUUAUCAAUGUCUAAACACUAUCGUAAUUUUCACCCAGAUGAAGAAAAAAGUGAAAGAACAGCACCAAAACAGUUUGAUUUUGCUAUUGUUUUCGCCUAUAUGUGUAGCGAAUGCAAUUUUGUUCAGUUAGAAAAAAAAAGCUUACAAGGUCAUAUUAAAGUUUAUCAUUUUGGCGCUAAGUCGACUAUUCACAAGAUUAAUAUAUCUAAAAUCUUAGAUCUUCCACUGAAAAAUGCGAAGAGUUCUGAUUCUACUAAGAAAGGUUCUACGGAGGUUUUGCCGACAAAAAAUAGCACAACUCCUGUUCGUAAAUCUGCUGCAUUGAUAAAACCUCGGUCCAAAUCGAAAGAAGCAAUAGCGUCUCCUCUAAAGCAUUCUCAGGAAGAUGUUGUUGCUCCGGUUAGAAAGAGACGACGAAGUCUGGAUAAUCUCAUAAAUAAAGAUAGUAAGGAUGAUUUAGAUACGAUCAUCAAUCUUUCCAGUAGAAGUAAUCGGGCAGCUAAGGAAAAGGCUACUGCAAAAUUAAAAUUGUUUAUCGAGAGUGAUGAAUCAGAUUCUGAAAAAGAAUCCUCUGACCAGGAAUCGACUGAAUCUGACCAAGAAUCGGACGAAGAGCAAACGAAUGUUGAAAGAAAUAGAACUUCAGUUGAAAACCACAUUGAAGAAGUUAAAAGGGUUCGCACAAUUAGUAGUACAAAUACUAAUGAAAUCGCCCCUCCUGUUGAAAAUAAAUCAAGGGAAAGUGAUCUUGAUGUAUUCAUGUGCGAUAUACUUCCAGAACAAGCUAAUACAAUAGAAGAAGACGAAUUAAGGCAAAUGGACGAAGUGAAUAAGUUAUUUCUUGAGAAACCUGAACUAGCUUUUAUUAGAAAAUUAUCUAAUCGACCAAACAGUGCGCAAGAGCUAGAAGCCAUAACAAUAAAAAAAGAUCUUCCAGACACAACUGAACAUCAACAAAUGCCACUAUUAGAGAAACUCGUUCCAGUAUCUAGUACUGAGACGCCACCCUUUGUAAAACUUCCACAAAAUAAAGUUCAAAAUUUGCUCUUCAAUUCAAUUCAAAAGCUGCAGGAAAAAAUUAAAGAGACUGUUCAAGAAGAUUUAUUAAAGAGAAAUGAAAACCUGGAAUUCUCAGUUCAAGAUAAAACAUCUAACGAUGAGUUGAUACCAGAAAUUCGAGAAUCGAUUAUAUCCCUAGGAGAUCUAAUAAGAGCUACUAGAACUGACUCGGGUAUAUUGUAUUCCUGCCAUGUAAAUGAAUGUAAUUUCACCUCAAAGGACAAAAUAAUAUUUAAAAUUCACUGUAAGCUUGGCAUUCAUGAACACAUUCAAGCAACUUCUUCGUUGUGUGAUAGGUGUGGAGUACUUGUGAAAAUUACUCAAGGUAAAAAAUUAUUAGAAAAUUUAUAUGAACAUUUGGUAAAUGCUCAUGGAAACUUCAUUUCUCCAAUGUCUCCAGUUGGCGUAGGCAAUGAUAAACUAUUAUUGAUUAAAAAAGGAAAAGAAUCUAAAACAGAAGACUCAAAGGAGCAAAAAUCUAAAGAAAUUGUAUUGUUGCAAGAUAUUCAGGCUGAAAAUGAUGCGUCUGUUUUGUUAGCUUCAAAAUCUAAUACCCCUUCAUUUUCAAUAUCUGAUACUUGUCCUCCUCUGCAAAUAGUAAAUGACUCUGUAGUAACUUCAUUAAUAAAAGAAGGACCUGCUGCAACUGCGGCAAUGAUAGAACCAACAGAUGAUACAUCACAUGAUUUUAAAAUCGUUGAAGUUACCUCAUUGGCCGAGUCUGAUCAUAUUGAGCCGGUAGCUGCCGUCAUAAAUACAUCACAUGAUUUUAAAAUCGUUGACGUUACCUCAUUGGCCAAUACAUCACAUGAUUUUGAAAUCGUUGACGUUACCUCAUUAGCCGAAUCUGAUCAUAUUGAGCCGGUAACUGCCGUCAUAAAUACAUCACAUGAUUUUAAAAUCGUUGACGUUACCUCAUUGGCCAAUACAUCACAUGAUUUUGAAAUCGUUGACGUUACCUCAUUAGCCGAAUCUGAUCAUAUUGAGCCGGUAACUGCCGCCAUAACAAAAUUACCUCCAUUAGUACUAGCCAGCCAGGAAGAAUCCCCACCACAAUCGAAAGUAAUUAGAGAAGCAAAAUUAACAAGUCUCGAGGCAAGUCAACCAAGAAAAGAAGCCCAAGCUCUCCAAUCACUUAUAGAAACACCUGGAAAUCUAUACAAAUGUCCUCACUUUUCUUGUAAGUUUAGUUCGAAUGUGCGCACUGUGUUCGCGUCCCACUUGAAAGAACACACAUCUGAAAAUACUACCAUGGUACCAUGUGUCUACUGCGACGUGAAAACACCUUGGGAUCACGUGUCAACGCAUAUAGACAUCAGGCAUGCUGCGAGUAGACAUACUUGUCGGUAUUGUUUGUAUAGGGCGGUGGCUGCUGAGUAUGUUUGUUUGCAUCUGGAGCAGUGCCAUCCUAAUCAAGCUUUUGUUGUUAUCUCAGUUCCUCCACAUAAAGCUGCCAAGAAGUUUUCUGCAGCUAACAUAAAAAUUGACUACAAGCAACUUUGCGAGCCAUAUCGUUGUGUAUGUACAAACGAAGAUGGAAACUUAAAAUCUCACGAGUAUCUAUUUGGAAAUGAAUUUGUUAAACAUCUCAAUAUUCACAAACAAGACUCUGUCCAGUGCGGAUAUCCCAGAUGUUUCCAGAAGUUGGACCCCUCCGCGAUGCUUAACCAUUGGGCACUGGUCCACAAGGUUGGCAUUUAUCAGUGUAGCAAUUGUAAAGUGAAUAGUGAAGACAUUUAUAGGAUGUACAGCCACUUUGCUGAAGUGCAUCCCAAUAUGAUGCCCAAUAUUUUAGUUAGAAAGAAUGAAUCUUCUUUGCCGAAGCAUAAAGAAGUAGGAUAUGCAGAUGAAGCUUACCGAUACCUUGGCUACAUCAGAAAAUUUCCUCCUACUCUAUUGUCUAUAAUAAUAAAGCGAUCUCAAUGUAAAGAAAUCAGGAUAAUUGAGUCCGAUUCAAGCGAUACCUCUGAAGAAUCAACUAUGGCCUUGACUCCACCUAUAACGUCGCCAUCUAAUACCCUGUUUUCACCGAUCUCACAGAAAAAUAGCCAGUCAGUUUUGAGCAAUCCAAAUCUUCCAAUAUCAGCUGCAUCUACCACUACAAACGACGAAGUUUCAUUAUUAUCUAACAAUUCUAGGGUAUCCCAGUCGAAAAUACCAUUAGGAACAUCUACUGCGUCUCUCGGCCAGACUUCUACAGCUUCUGCGGCAUCAAUUUCAAAACACCCAGGGCCUACUGGCAAAGUCUUACUUCAAACUUCUACAAUAUCGCCAAACGAAUUUAUGUUUAUACCUAGAAAAGAAACAGAAGUAGCUACUCAUCAUACUCCUGAAUUAUCUGUUGUUAGUGUUACUUAUAAACCGGAUGAAAUUGAUUCAAUACCCGAUCGGCAGAUAUUUAACACUAAUCUUAAAUGUGGAGAGUGUAACUAUCAGACAAAAGUUAGGAUAAAUAUUAAAAGGCAUCUUCAAAUGCAUUUAAACGAGGAAGUUGUUCCUGAUACUGCCCCAGUAAAUCCAGCACCUUGUCUUGAGAAAAAUAAAAAACUGUUUGAUAAAAUGUGGAAUUUGGCAGCUAGUUCUUUUCCUACCGGAAGAAUGGGAGGAUCUCCUGUUGUAAAAAAAAAAGACCAAAACAAGGACAAGUACCCUGAAUUUGUACCAAGUCAUCGCCGAUUCGUAUGUUCUGCUCAAGGAUGCUCAUAUCUAUGCCCUAAAGAGAAUAACUUGAAACAACAUAUUAUGGAUUUCCAUAAGAAUGAAGCUAACUUCACGUGUGCCCAUUGCAAGGUCGCUAUAGAUUCUAGUGACGUGAAGAACGUGAUCACGCAUAUUAAGUUGCAUGGAUUGUAUUUAUACAAAUGCAAAUACUGUAGUUUUGUACACUAUUUGAAGCACAAAGUCCAGAAGCACAUUUUGGAUGGGCAUUCGAAUUUCGCUGUUGAGGUUGUUCCAGUAAGGUGUAUGGAAUUGGAACCAGAAUUCACCUCUCCACUACAAUCUGUGGCACUGACAACAAAGUUCAAAUCUUGGAGUUGUUGCCUAUGCAUAGCCAAAUAUUACACUAAGGACGAGAUACUAACUCACAUACUCAAGAAACAUAACAUUGAUGCGCAAUACAAAUGUUCUUGGUGUGCCUUUAAGGACGAUCAAGAAAAUGUUUGUAGGGAGCAUUAUGAAGAGAAACAUCCUGACAAUGAGUUUGAUAUUAUUCUGGUUUACAGAGAGACUGAAGAAGAACCCCUGGAAGAUACAAGCAUAACUCCAUUCGAUACAACCCCCCUAUGGCAACGUGAUAAACCGAGAGUACAUCACAUCAGAGGAAUACUCUUUGACAAAAAUUCGCCCAAAAAGAAAUUCUCGAUUCUAAAAACAUCACCUGUUGCAUCUACCAGUUCUGCUAAGAAAAUGCCUAGUUCCGUGUUUACGAAACGUUGGAUUUCUGACAAAAAUGUUGAUGAUAGUAUUGAUGUAGUUGCCAGAGGUAUUGCUGAAACUGAUCAAGGGAAACCAGGGUCUAGUGGUAUUUCUAUAGCCAAAACUAUUUCUCGGCCAGUUGUAGAUGAUAACGCUUCCACUUCGAAUAAUUCAUUUGUAGUUUCUACUGAAAACACUCAAAAGAGAUCUGCUGGGCAUUUUAUUACCAAGACGCCUCCAAUCACACUUGAAUUAAAAAAUAAAUCUGGACAAAAACCCUCCAUUUCAUCCGAAGUUUCGUCUAGUCAACCAGUAAAUAUCGAUAAAUGCUUUUCAAAUCCUACGAACCCAGAUGAAACGUUGAAAUUGGAUAAAGUUAUUAAUAAUGCACCGGAGAAAAAAAUUACCAUUACUACAACUAAUCAGGAUGCCAGAAUUGACUCAGAUGAAUUUGAUGAUGUGAUCAUUGCAGUUAUGUAUUCUGAUAAAAGUAAUGUACUGCAAGAGAGUAGAGCUUUGGAAUCUAAUAAAACCCAAGAUUCAAAUUUAGAUGUUUCGAGUACCGGCAGAGGCCAAAAACGUUCCGGAGCCACUGAGCAAGAAGUAGUUAAGAUGCCAAGGAUCGAAGAGACUGAUGAUGCCUCUAUCGCAAACAGAUGUAGCAGAGAAAACUUGAUAUCCAUGUUCGGCGCCAUCGGGAAACCCCUCAACAAGCAACUGAAAUGCCCCAAAUGCGGCACAUUCAGAUCGAAAAAAGCUGCAGAAUUUAUCUUUCAUCUGUAUGAAGAGUUCCAUUACCAUAGAUAUCAAUGCAGAGACUGUGGCUUCUUGUGUUUAACUUACAAAUUUUUAUUGGGUUGUCAUAUUCAAAAACAUCAUCCAAACGCCACCGUGAACUUAAUUAAGCCUCUACCUCCUUAUGUUGAGUUGGAAACUUGGAUUCAGAUGGUGAUCAGAGAGCAAAGUAAAGAGAUUUUAGAAUCGUCCCCAUAAAGACUUCCAGAAACGACCUUUUACUAAUUCCUUCCAUAAUAAAUGUUACUUUUGCGGUAUCAUAUUCAAGUCAGUUUCGGAAUGCAACAAGCACAUGUUUCACCAUUGGGUACUGAUGCCAUAUCAAUGUCAACAUUGCCCGGAAGAAUUCUACACCGUUUAUGGAUUAAGACACCAUCACAGCCUAGAACACCCCCACUUAGUGUUGCAUGCUGAACCCAAAGGUCCUACUUUACCUCAAACGCUGGCUUGCAUUGAAAAUGCUGGAAAAGAAGUCUUGAACCAUUGAGGUUUUACUAACAAUAAAGUUGCAAUUGGUACACAUUUGUCUCGUCAGUUUGCCUCCUUAUUAUUAUAUCCCAAUAUUUUAAACUAACAAAAAAAUCGCCUUUGAUAUUACAACACCAAAAAGAUAUAUAAGCAAAUUUCCAUGCAGUUUAUGUAAUUUUGUUUCAACUACUCAGACGAUACAAUAUAUUAUAAAACAUGUUAAAAUCAACGCAUUUCAAACCGGUUGUAUGUUACAAUUUUCAAAAAAGAAAUAGAGAUAACUGUGGAGUUAUAAAGCAUACUGAAGUACAUAAAGGAUUAGACGUAAAUUAUUCUAUAUCCAGUAUAGUCACUAGAGAAUGUAAUAAAGUUAUACCAAUGGUUAUGUUUUUGUGGCUUUGAGCCAUUGUCUGGUGGACAAAAAUAAUUCCAUCAUAUUAUCAUAAAUGCUUGUAAUAUUCAAAUACUUAAAUAUUUUCAUAGAAGCAAAUUUUCAUUUGAU